ACGAUACCUUAAUUGAAAUUCUAAAGCGUCCUUAACCACUGAAAAAUUUCGUCCUCAAUCUUCAGAUUCUUGCUUUUACUUGCAGAAUCUCUGUCUCUCUCUUUCUCUCUCUCAACCAAAGCUACAACAAAUGGUUACUUCGAAUCUCAUUAAUAACCCAUCCUCCACCUCCACUGUCACUUUCUCCAAAUCCAACCAUCAAUACUCCAUAAAUGCUUCUUCACUUCUCAACAACAGAGCUCUACACCACCUAUCUGCUCUUCCCACCAAAGUCUCCACCUUUUCCAAAUUCCAUGGCUACCCACUUGGCCUUUCUUCAACUCACACCUCACAGGUCCAUGAUUCAAGCUCCAAGUUCAGCCAUUUGAGCACAGUUUAUGCGUUCACACCUGGGUUCUCACCAAAACCCAUAUCCCGUAUCUCCAGAGCAGCAACAGAUCCAGAAGCCAAUCCUGAAGCUGAAAGUUCUGUUCCAGAACCCAACACCAAGUCCAAGUCCAAGUCCAAUACCCUCCAGCUUGCAAUUGUGUUUGGUUUUUGGUACUUCCAGAACAUUGUCUUCAACAUAUACAACAAAAAAGUACUAAAUCUCUUCCCAUUCCCAUGGCUCCUUGCUUCUUUUCAGCUCUUUGUUGGGUCUAUUUGGAUGUUCAUUCUCUGGUCUUUAAAGCUCCAACCUUGCCCAAAGAUUUCAAAGCCAUUCAUCAUUGCAUUACUUGGACCUGCAUUGUUCCACACCAUAGGCCACAUCUCAGCCUGUGUUUCAUUCUCAAAGGUUGCUGUUUCUUUCACUCAUGUCAUCAAAUCCUCGGAGCCUGUCUUCUCUGUUGUGUUCUCUUCCUUCCUUGGGGAUACAUACCCUUUACAGGUCUGGCUUUCAAUUCUUCCUAUUGUCCUUGGUUGCUCAUUAGCUGCUGUUACUGAAGUGUCUUUCAAUUUCCAAGGCUUGUGGGGUGCUUUGAUUAGCAAUGUUGGCUUUGUAUUGAGGAACAUUUACUCAAAACGCAGUUUGCAAAGUUUCAAGGAGGUUAAUGGGUUGAAUUUGUAUGGUUGGAUAAGUAUUAUUUCAUUGCUGUAUCUAUUUCCUGUGGCAAUCUUUGUUGAAGGGUCUCAAUGGAUUCAAGGGUAUCACAAAGCUAUUCAAGCUGUAGGCAAACCAUCCACAUUGUAUAUUUGGGUGUUGCUAUCUGGGGUGUUUUACCAUCUCUAUAACCAAUCGUCUUACCAAGCACUUGAUGAGAUUAGCCCUUUGACAUUCUCUGUUGGAAAUACAAUGAAGAGGGUGGUGGUGAUUAUAUCUACUAUUUUGGUGUUUAGGAAUCCGGUUAGACCUCUUAAUGCACUUGGAUCAGCCAUUGCGAUUUUGGGGACGUUUUUAUAUUCUCAGGCAUCAGCUUCAAAGAAAAACGGGAGUGAAAAGAAGGAUUAAAAGGAAUUCAGAUGGUCUGCUCAAAGUUUCUGAUUCUUUUUUGUCUUGACAACAUUUGAGCUACUCUUCUAGUUUCUGUUGUCCAAGUUUCCAAGAACUAUGAAAUUUUAAUAAUGUCUCUAGUUUCUCUUCCA
This is a messenger RNA of Quercus robur (English oak), 1563 nucleotides long. Its product is annotated as xylulose 5-phosphate/phosphate translocator, chloroplastic. Gene Ontology annotation, molecular function: triose-phosphate transmembrane transporter activity; antiporter activity; phosphoglycerate transmembrane transporter activity. The transcript has a single exon. The record is from RefSeq and is a predicted model, not a curated record. Gene Ontology annotation, cellular component: Golgi apparatus. NCBI's taxonomy places the organism in Eukaryota, Viridiplantae, Streptophyta, Magnoliopsida, Fagales, Fagaceae. Bases 131 to 1429 code for a protein of 432 amino acids.